AAAGAAAAAACAAAAUAGCAAAAACCCUUGGGUUUGGUUAAAGACUGCGGAAGAGAAAGGACAGCCAUCUAUGUCUCCGUCGUAACUGGUGUGAGCUCUCUUCUUCAAAUCUGCAUUUGGUACGUAUUGUUUGAGUUAGUUAGUGCAAAUAUCAGAAGCCCUUAUAAUAGAAGAGAAGACCUAAACCCAAAGUCAAUUUCAACAAACUCUCUAUCGGUCCUUUCUUCUGUCACUGACGCUGUACCAUAAAAAGAUUUUCAACCUCGUUCACAGAUCGGAGAGGAGGCAUCCGCUGCUGACUAUAGGCCGUUGGGUUGUCGAACUCGGCUUCAUUACCCGGAUAAACAAUUACUUCACUCACAGAUUUAGAACCCUUUCGAAUCGGGCCAGUGCUCUCUGAAGAUAGACACCUUUCUCCAAACCGGCCACUUGAUUGUCCUCUCUAAAAUCAGCCUCUCGACCCUUCCUAUUGUCCUCUUCGAAACUGGCCACUCGAACCCCUUUCCGUUUCGAUCGUCCUCUUCCUCACGGUGGUGGUUUGAAGCUUUCUACUCUAACGUAACAGUGGUGGUUUGAAGGUCUCUGCUCUGACAAAGCUCUCAACGGAAGCUUCUCUCCAUCUCAUAUUGCCCGAGUAUCGCCCCACUAGUCAGUGGUUAAAGAAGACUAAAAGAAAAGCACUCUUUGCCUCUUUGGAGAAGAUUAAAGAAGGUGAGAGGCUCAUUUCAAUGGCUUUCCUCAGAGGUGCAAGACGUUCUCUUGGCCCUAUUCUCUAUAAUAGGGUGUUCACUAGUAGUGGCAGUACUAGUACUACUUUUGCCACUUCUCGGCAUAAGUUUUCUACUUGGGCUUUCACUAAAAGAGGUUCUCUUGAUGAAUCCACACAAACCAAGAUCUCAAUUCCUGCCUGUUAUUCAUCUGGCUCUGUCAUCUCCCUCAGAAGAUUCAGUGUGGGAGCUUCUAGUGCUGACCAAAUGAGUCUCAUCAAGCAACUCAGGGAGAGGACUAGUGCUCCCAUUAAAGAUGUUAAAGCUUCUCUCAUUGAGUGCAAUUGGGACAUUGAGGCUGCUCAGAAGGACUUGAGGAAAAGAGGAAAGGUACUGGCAUCGAAAAAGUCAUCUCGCACUGCCACAGAGGGAAUGUUGGCAUUGGCGCAGAAUGGGAACAGAGCUGCUCUUAUUGAACUCAACUGUGAGACUGACUUUGUUGCUAGAAAUGAAAUAUUUCAACACUUGGCUUUAGCUUUGGCAAAGCAAGCUUUGAUUUCUAACAGCUCUUCCGAGCAAGCUUCUGGUAUCCUUCCAGUUAGACCUGACUAUUUGGAGGAGCUGACAAUAAAUCUUGAACAUCAAAAGAUUUCUGGAGAAACAACUGUUCAAAAUGCAAUUACUGAAGUUGCUGCAAUGAUGGGUGAAAAUAUUAAACUUAGACGGGCUUUUGUGAUAUCUGCAUCAUCACAAGGUGUUGUUUCUACAUAUCUCCACACAAGUCCCCAACCAGGGUUGGGUCGAAUUGCCGGAGUUGUGUCUCUUGAAGUAGAAGAUGGGAAUUCGCAAUCUGAGGCUCUCCAACGGGUUGGAUCUGAAUUGGCCAUGCAUGUGGUGGCAGCAAAGCCCUUAUUCUUAACAAGGGAACAUGUUACUUCUGAUGCAUUGGAGAAUGAGCGUGAAAUUCUCAAGUCUCAGGCUGAAAGUUCUGGGAAGUCUCAGAUGGCAAUAGAAAAGAUGGUAGAAGGUCGAUUGCGCAAAUAUUAUGAGGACGUUGUGCUUAUGGAGCAGAAGUUUAUUAUGAAUGAUCUAAACGUGAAGACGGUAUUAGAUAAUCUAUCACAAGAAGUUGGAUCUCUUGUCAAGAUUGGGAGCUUUUUCAAAAUGGAAGUUGGAGAAGGAAUUCAACGGGUAGAAACCCCCACCGCGUCCGAACCAGUAGCCCAGGCUGUCUAAUAUUCCCUUCAUCCGAGAAACUUGUGAUGGUUAAGUUUGAUUUAUAAGAUGCACCUCAUGUGAGAAAUUGUCUUUACCCUACUUACAACUUCUUUGGUGGUCUUCGUUAUCCUUUCCAACACUGAUGAGUUUAAGUUUCUUCCGCAAAUGCAGAAGGAAUCCUUGCCAAAAAAAUAAAAUUGUGAGCUGGUAUUUACAAAUUUUGUGGAAGAAUUGCGUAUAACUUAUUCCUGCAAACCAUAGUUAGUAAUAAAAGAAAAUGGGAUAUUUUUUUUAUGCUAUAAAGUUAUAUAGGUAGUAAGUUGGCUGACUUGAGACAACCCAUUAUGUUGCAGUUGUACUGCAUUUUUAAGAUAAAUGUUUUUGGGUUUGUUCUGUAAUUGCAGUCCUGUAAAUCAGGAACUUAAUAGCCCAUUAAUGCUCCAUAAGAUUGGUUAGUGGUUUUUUGCUAAACAAGAUUGGUUAGUGGUUACUCUGGCAAAGUUUGCUAAUUUGAGUCAUGUAAAUGAUCAGUUUCCUACUUUA
This is a messenger RNA of Cannabis sativa, 2468 nucleotides long. Its product is annotated as elongation factor Ts, mitochondrial. NCBI's taxonomy places the organism in Eukaryota, Viridiplantae, Streptophyta, Magnoliopsida, Rosales, Cannabaceae. Bases 729 to 1943 code for a protein of 404 amino acids. The record is from RefSeq and is a predicted model, not a curated record. Gene Ontology annotation, biological process: mitochondrial translational elongation. Gene Ontology annotation, cellular component: mitochondrial matrix. Gene Ontology annotation, molecular function: protein binding; translation elongation factor activity. The transcript is spliced from 11 exons.